CUUGUGUAAAUCAAGAACACUCCCGGAAAAUAGAAAAUUAGUUUUCGGACAGAGACAGAUGUACAUUUAACCACUCUGUCUGCAUCAUAAACCACGCAACCAUGGCUGGGGACGCAGGAGGCCUGCAUUCUCUCGAGAUGUUAAUGUCAGAGUUCUUCAGUCCAGCCACCAGCAACGACAGAAAACGGGAAAUUGAGUUGCUGUUGAACCAGUUCAGCCAGACCAAAGACUGUUGGAAGCAGUGUCUGUUCUUCCUGUCCAACACUAGCAACGAGUUUGUCAUGAUGUACUGCCUUACAGUUCUAGAGAACCUGAUCAACAAGAACUGGCUGGGCAUUCAUGUGGAUGACAAGCGAGACAUUCGUGCCAACCUGAACCAGUACAUGAUGGCUCACCAUGGCAAAGUGCCAACCUUCAUCCGCAACAAACUGGUUAAGCUGGUAGUGGACAUCGGCCGUAUUGAUUGGCCUCACUUCUAUCCAGAGUUCUUCUCUAGUAUACUGCAGCUGGUGCAGCAGGGCGAGACAACCAACCUGGGCCUGAUCCUGCUGCAUACGGCCUCGGAAGAGCUGGCUGUACCGCGGGAGGACAUCGCCAUGGCGCGCAAGGAGGAGCUGCACAGACUGCUGCUACAGCAGGUCCCCGGGAUACUCAGUCUACUCAACAAUGUUCUGGAGGUAGCCCUGGAGCGACACCGUCACCUGGUGUCUGCCACUCCCCCUCCUUCCCCCACCCACGGGGAGAGUGCUGUCGAGCCCAAGUCUUCUACAUCUUCAGUGCAGCUGUUCUCGGCGUCACCUCUCAGAUCAGAUUCGUUGAUGAGUAACCUAUUCAAAUCCCCCAACAGUCACAUACAACUUGAAGCCUUACCUCCCUUGGACUCAGCCACCCAAGAGUUGUGUGCCCUGAGUCUCAACUGCCUCUCCCACCUUUUCAGCUGGAUUCCUCUGUCUUCAUUCAUCACUCCAACUCUGCUGAGCACUAUAUUCCACUUUGCUGGUUUUGGGUGCGAAACCCAAGGCAGCCGUACUAUGAACUCUGGAGCAAAUUUCAACUCCAUGUCGUGCUAUUUAGGAGUUCUGGCAAUGAAUUGUAUCAAUGAACUCUUAGCGAAGAAUUGUGUACCAGCAGAGUUUGAGGAUUUUCUUCUACAGAUGUUUCAGCAGACAUUUUACUUGUUACAAAAACUCACCAAAGAUAGCAGCACUUGUUCUAGUGGUAACAGAUUAUCAGAGUUGGACGAUAGUUACGUGGAUAAGUUCACAGAGUUCCUACGUCUGUUUGUUAGUAUACAUCUACGGAGGUUUGAGUCCAACACCCAUUUCCCUGUGAUAGAAUUCCUCGCACUUCUGUUUAAAUACACCUUCAGACAGCCAACCAAUGAUGGUUUUUACAAUUGUCUGGACAUCUGGUCAACAUUUCUAGACUAUCUGUUCACAAAGGCAAAAGGGCGCCCAUCAGAAAUACAGGCUAUCAUAGACAGGUACAAGGAUGCCCUGAUGUCUCUAGUCAGCCAUAUUCUGCAGAAGCUGCAGUUUAAAUACAACCAGACUCAGUUAGAGGAACUGGACGAUGAAACACUUGACUAUGAUGAGGAGACUGAGUGGCAGCACUUCUUGCGUCACUGCCUGGAGCUGGUGGCCAAAGUGGCUGAGAUACUCACCGCAGAGACCUUCCAGAUACUGUAUACACCCUUUCAAGAGGCAAUGCACAUAUAUUUUGAGUUGGAACGCCAUAUAGCCACGGGCACUGAGAAAAGGCGCCUCAACAUUCGUGGCGAGAAUGACUGUCGCAGGCUGCACUGCUCCCUAAGAGAUCUGUCAUCCCUUCUACAAGGUCUGGGUAGGCUGGCAGACCAUUUUAUUGCAGAGAAAUUCAGAGAACGGUUUUCUGAUGGACAUGUGCUUAUUGAAAGGUUGGUUAACAUGGUAGUCUACGGUAGCAGAGUGAAACUGUUUGAAUUGACAUCUACGGAACAGAGUGUCUUACAGACUGACCUUAUUGAAGUUCAUGCCCAAGCCCUUGCAGCCAUCAAGCCGUUCUGCCAUUGGCUGCUACAGUUCUACAAUGAGUCUUCAAGCUACCCGGACCAGAGACUCAAGUUCACAGAGAUGCUUACUACACUGCUUGGCGCUGUCACUAGGCUCUUUGACCAAUCGAUCCCAGACAAGAUAUCGCACUCUGCCGCCCACCUUCUGUCCUCCCUGGUGUCCACAGUACGUCCCAACUUCCUACUACAGGUUCCCUGCAUACAGGGGCUGUAUAACUCAGCUAGUCAAGGCGUGUAUAGGGGCUGCAUUCAGGAGAUCCAGCUGCUGUUAUACCGCUCCCUCAGCCUGUACCUUCUGUUGCCAUGGAACAACGUGCCUGAUGCUGAGCAGGACUGGGCGAGCCGUGCCUCGCAUCAUCAGACAUUCUGCCACCAGAUGGCAGCUCCACUACUCCACUUGAAGGACACGUCCAUGCUUAUAAAUAACAAGGUGGCACAAGAGGAAGCCAAACCAGUGUUGCAUACCUGUCUGCGCCUCCUUGUAGACUGGGUGGAGGGUGUGUCGGGUGAGGUAGUCAAGGCCAAACAGAUCUGCUACCAGUCCAUGGCCGACAUCGUCAAUAUCACACUCAAUGUAUUCCCAGUGUUCAUACAUCAGCCUGAGGUGCUAGAGGAUAUCCUGGCAUUUUUCCUGGCCCUGUUCCAGUCUUGUAGGGUCCAGAUGGGAAUCCCCUUCACUGAGCAAACCAUCCAGACCUUCAUGGCCCUCUUCAACAAGGAGCAGCUUGCUGAGACUUUGAGUCAUGAGAGUGGGGCUGCACACAGGGUCAUAGAGAAAUUCCUGAAGAUCUUACAGAUCAUUGUCCAGGAGCCUGGGGCCUCCUUCAAGAGAUUUCUACCCAGCAUCAUCAACAUCUGCAUUGAGUACAUCUACCCUGUCCUGGCACAGCGUCCAUCCCCAGAUAUGAAGCAGGUGCUCUAUGAGCUACUCCACGAGCUGCUGAUGAACAACUGGCGCUACUUCUUUAAGGGCUCCGUCCUAACAGCCCUCAACAGCAAGGAGGAGACCCUGGAGAAUGAACAGCAGUUUGUGGCCAUCAUGCAGUCCUAUGGCCAGUCAUUUCUUCAAACAGAUAUUACAGUGUUUAGACAAAACCUUGAGUCCUUAGAAAAACUCAACUCCAAAUGGAGACUUUAUAAAAAGCCAAUAUUCUACAGCGGAAUGCAGACGCAGUUCAUGAACGUGUUGCUGCAGGUGCUCGUUCACAAGUCACAUGACCUCCUGCAGGAAGAGAUAGUGGUCACAGUGUACAACAUGGCGUCUGUAGACUUUGACCGGUUCUACGGAGAGUUUCUGCCACAGUUCCUUACAGGCUGUGAACGGCUUGAUGGAACACAGAAGAAUAUGCUGACAAGCAACUUUAAACCAGAAAAGGACCUGCCCACAUUCACACAGAGUCUACAGAGGUUUGUGAACGACCUGCGCUACUACCGUCUGCUCAAUACCGGUCUGCCAGAGGGCUCUGUGCAAUUCUCUUGAUGAAAAGUGCUGCUAGAUACCUUGUACUUAAUUGUUGAAUUUUGUUUUGUUGAUAUUAAAUUUUGUUUUCGGAUACAUAAAACUUAUGCUUGACAAAUUUGUUAUUUGAAAUAUUCCUGCUAAAGAAGUUUUAUGGGCAUUGAAUUUAAAUACAAAUAGUGUUAUUUUUAAUAAAUCAUGUUUAAAUUAGGGAUAGUAGUGCUUAACUAAGAACUGCUUUUUAACCAGGUUUUCCAAAGGAAAAAAAACAAGUUAUUAGAUUGGCGAAUGUCUGCGGGCGGGCUGGCGGGCGGGCGGAACAAGCUUGUCCGGGCCAUAACUUUGUCGUUCAUUGUGAGAUUUUAAAAUCAUUUGGCACAUUUGUUCACCAUCAUUAGACGGUGUGUGGUGCGAAAGAAUUACAUCGAUAUCUCCAAGGUCAAGGUCACACUUUGAGUUCAAAGGUCAAAAAUGGCCAUAAAUGAGCUUGUCCGGGCCAUAACUAUGUCAUUCAUUGUGAGAUUUUAAAAUAAUUUGGCACAUUUGUUCACCAUCAUUGGAUGGUGUGUCGCACAAAAGAAUUACGUCAAUAUCUCCAAGGUCAAGGUCGCCACAACUAAAAAUAGAUUUUAUGUUGAAACAAAGUUUGAGUUGUUUAUCAGACUUAAAAAAAAAAUGAAAACCUGUUUUUUGACAAUUUUGUCCCUUGUUUAAACUUUAGUUUUCAUUAUUAUAUUAAAAAGUUUAAUUUGUUGAGCUAAAACAUUUUUAUCAAACAUACCAAGUGUUGUAACCAAUAUUGUUGUUUGCUUACUGUUCAGCAUUAUUUGUUUAUUAUCCCCUGCCAUAGGCGGAUGGAUAUUGUUUUGGCGUUGUCCGUCCGUCUUUCCUUCCGUCAGUCUUUCCGUCCGUCAGGAGCCAUAUCUUGGAAGUUCUUUGGCGGAUUUCAUUAAAACUUGGUAUGAGUAUAUUUAUGGAUAAGAUGAUGAUGCACGCCAAAAGGUAUUGUACACCAUCUGUUAAUAACGGAGUUAUGGCCCUUUGUAUUUUGAAAAAAUGCUUUUUUGAGUGUCAAAUAUAACACUUUUGUGUCCAGAAGCAUAUUGGCGGGGAUAUCAGUUCAACGAAUUUGCUUGUUAUUAAUGAAUUGCACUGUUUUUAUAUUGCAUAUUUUAAGUUAAAAAAUUAAGUAACUGAUGGCAAUAUGUAGUACCUGUGUUGCCCAUAUGAACGAGUCUGCAACUGAAGUCUAUUCUGUCGUUUGACUACUGUCUGCCUCAGUAAAACAUAGCAUAAUUCAGAACAUUCACCAUAAACUAAUAUUGUAAUAUUUUAUAUAAGUUAUUAUAUCCCCGAGUGCGGGGGGGGGGGGGGGGGAGUCACUAUGUGUAGAUUUGGUUGUGGAUCUGUCCGCAUAACAUGUUUUACGUUUUUGGAGAGAACUACUUUGACAUUUCUCAAGCCUAAAAUAGAAAUAAAUAUUAUCAUCAAGUAGAAGUGCAAGACACUUUAAUUGCACGUGAUCCAAAUAUUCCUGAGUUACAUGUCCUUGAACAUAGCAAUACUGGAGUAUCAGUUUUGUUGGUGGUACAAGUUCGAGCAUCAGCUGCAGGUUUCAAUAAUCAAGUUGACAAAACAACUUCCAAUUCGCUUAAUUUUGUAUUUGAUCAGCGUUCUGAGAAAAUAGGGCUUUAUACUUUUGCGUUAAGUAUCAUGCCAGAUUAACCUGUGCAGUCGGCACAGGCUAAUCAGGGACGUCUUUCAGCUAUCAUGUUUUUUCCUUUAAAGAAAGCCUCUCCUUAGAGCAAAAUCUAGUUAAGACAAAAGUGUCGUCUCUGCAAAGGCUACUCUGGUACUUUACGAACUUGCAUUAAACCCCGUUUUCCAAGAACAUUAAUCAUUUUGUAUGUUAAUUGAAUCUCAUUUUGUUGAUAUCUUGUAAGCAUAGUACUGAAAGGAUAACUUGCAAACAAUAUUUCAUUAGUUUUUUUUUUGCGUAGCGCUGUUCUACAAACUAGCCAUCUUAUUUAUAACAUAGGAGCCGUGUCAAGCCUAAAGGCGCUUUAUGUCAAAUAUGACCGGCGUUGCUCCAGACCAGUCUGCCCAUCCUAUCAGUUUGCUUAAGUGCUACCCUAACGACAAAACACAAUCCUAUGAGACUUUGUGGCAGACAGGGUAACUCAUGGACAAACUACGCAAAUGCACGCCACGGUUUUGGCUUCACUGGCAGCAUUUGACAUAAGAUCCACUUUCGCAUGAUGCGGCUAAUAUAUAGAUUAUUUUGCAUUGCAUCAACCUGUAUUUGUGUGCAUUUGCAAGUACAUUUAUAAUAAUGAGUGCUUCUUGUUUUGAUGUGUUUAAAUAAAUCAGUAUUGUUAAUAUUAGUAUAUUAUAUUAUGAGAUAUUAAAAAUAAAAACGUGAUGCCAUA
Molecule: messenger RNA, 5938 nt
Organism: Dreissena polymorpha
Lineage: Eukaryota; Metazoa; Mollusca; Bivalvia; Myida; Dreissenidae
Product: exportin-6-like
Exons: 24
Coding region: 102-3530 (1142 amino acids)
Biological process (GO): protein export from nucleus
Molecular function (GO): small GTPase binding; nuclear export signal receptor activity
Source: RefSeq, a predicted model, not a curated record